AUGGACAAUCUAGAAGAGGUCCUUGAAGCCUUACAUUCUUUCAGUAAAAAUACCCCAAUCACAGAGCCUCUCGAAAAGUUUCUUCAAGCGAUCGCAAAGACUGGAGAUACUUGCUUCCCUUGGUCAAUUAUCAAACCACUAAUCGUUAAAAAGCUUGAUAAUGUUAUGUGUGACCUGUACCAACAAUGCAAAUCAUCUAACAGCAUGUCGUUAGAAGCUUUCAAUGAAAUUCGAGCUCGAUUGCUUGACUAUCUGGAUUCAUUCAUAGAAGCUCCCUUUACAAUGCAACGAAUCGCAGAAUUACUUAUUGAACCGUACAGGUACUACAGUAAUAGUGAGAAGUUUCUAAGAGGCAUCGAAAAGAAUAUAUUGGUAAUAAGUACCGUUGAACCGAAUUACAACAACAAGUUACUAAUAAAUCAUAAAAUAGAAAGGGAAUCACUAGCAAAUGGUAUAAAACAAAACGACAAGACGACUGAAUAUGAUAUCGAAAUAAAUGAUCAAUCAGUAGAUAAUGGUAACAUCAUAGUGAACGACUCUGCUCAGCAUUCAGAAAGUGAUAUAAAGAAUGAAUCAAUGGACGAUUUGAAACCAUUAAACCCUGGUGAUAGCGAUUAUACAAGUCCGCCAAUACAUAAAAAUGGAGAUGACGUCAAUGUAAGUGAAAAAUGUACCGAAGACGAGGUGAAAGAUAAAAGUGACCAUAAUUCUGAGCCAGAUGACGAUGCGACUCCUCCGAUCUCGCCUUCCGUUGAUGCAGAAGAAGAACUUAACUUUGGGCAGGUUGUAAUCCCUAAAGUAGCGCAGAAUGCAUUGCAAACUCUCAUGACUACCUCCGAGAGAGAAGUAGUCAAUUCUAAUCAUACCAUUGACGAUGGUAGAUUAUUUCUUGCUAACGAAGACUCAGUUCAUUGUAAAUAG
This is a messenger RNA of Trichoplax adhaerens, 921 nucleotides long. RefSeq lists its product as uncharacterized. The record is from RefSeq and is a predicted model, not a curated record. Gene Ontology annotation, molecular function: protein phosphatase regulator activity. Gene Ontology annotation, biological process: protein dephosphorylation. Gene Ontology annotation, cellular component: protein phosphatase 4 complex; cytoplasm; nucleus. The transcript has 8 exons. Bases 1 to 921 code for a protein of 306 amino acids. NCBI's taxonomy places the organism in Eukaryota, Metazoa, Placozoa, Uniplacotomia, Trichoplacea, Trichoplacidae.